Herpailurus yagouaroundi (jaguarundi) is the source of this 1832-nucleotide messenger RNA. Its product is annotated as histone-lysine N-methyltransferase SETD1B-like. The record is from RefSeq and is a predicted model, not a curated record. Bases 297 to 617 code for a protein of 106 amino acids. NCBI's taxonomy places the organism in Eukaryota, Metazoa, Chordata, Mammalia, Carnivora, Felidae. The transcript has 4 exons.
CUCAGGAUACCUAGGUAAGUGUUUUCUUGUUUCCUCCUCUUUCUUUGGUGCACAGUCUGGCACGACUGAAGGUGGAUGUGUUUUUUCUCCCCCAGAUCAAGACUCAGAUCUGGGACAGGAAGAUGGCGGAGCAGGGCAUGGAGGUCGCUUACUUGAAAUACAGGUGUGGUCACUUGACUUGCGUUUUUAUGGGUGUUUCCAGGGAUGACACCCGCACUGUUUGUCGUCUAGUAGAUGAUGUGGUGUUGCAACUCUUAUAGAAGUCCUUUAUUUUUCUGUAUCCAAGACUGGACGGAAUGGGAGCAAAGAGGCUGCCUGAGGGAUACACGAGGCAGAAACCAAUGGCUGCAGGACCAGAGACGCAGAACCCUCCAAGGAGAGGGUCUUUAGUAGAUCGAGAAACUGCUGAAAACUCUGUGAAUUACAGUGGCUGUGACUGUACCAAGAAUGCAGACAAGGACAAGGCUAUUUUGUAUGCAAGAAGGCCUGGUCCUUUCCCAGGAUCGCCUUGCAGGCUGUACCCCAUGGACCACCCUUCACCACCAGUCAUGGGCUAUAGGCCACAUCCCCCUCCUCCACCAGCUCCUCCACCUACUCUAUUUGUUAAGAUGACCUGAACUGGAUGAGUGGCUGGACAACUCUUUUGAAAUUUGAAGAGGACUGUGCACGGUGACAGACUAUGGUGAUUAUAUACACAUUUUAAGAAGAUGUCAGAUCUACCUAAAUGCUUUCCCUGUCCAUCAUGUCCCCUCCAGUUUGUCCUUCCUACUGUCCCCUAAUCCAUGUUUCAUCGUUUUGUCUCUGUGUCAGCAUCUGCUUCUGGGACCAUCUACUCUCACUCUCCCAUCGAGUGCACACAGUGGGGUUCCUGUACACACAGGUAACAAAGUGGCAGAAAUGGUGGUGAUGGAGGAUAGAAGCAAGAUCACCCCUUGUGCAGGGGAGCUCGAGGGAGUUUUCCGGGGUGAUGGGAACUUCCUAUAUCUAGAUUGAUGGGGUGCUUAUGCUCAAUUAUUUUGGAAAUAAACCCUGACUCCAUGGUGACUUGGGAUCAGAUAGACAGGUAUCUGUCCUUAGGAAAUGGCUAUGUUCUAAUGGUGGAGAAGGAUGAGUGGUGGAGAAGGUGGAAAUGGUGGAGAAGGAUGACCAGCAGUGACUGUGAAGAGGAGUGAGGGUCAGACCCACGCCCAGGAUGCCAGGUCUCUGCAGACAGCACCAGGUGUAGGAGGACUCUGAGGAGCAGAGAUUUCUUGAUCAGACCCAUGAGCUACAUAAUCCUCCUGCAGUUUCCUCACUGAGCAAUGGCCAGAGCAGAGGCCAGCAGCUGGAGGACACCCUGAUCAUGGCUGGAGUGGAGCAGUGGGCCUGGGGGAUUGAGUCGGGGAAAGGGACAGGCAGAAGGUAGUGACAGGGAGUUUGAGAGACAAACGGAAGAGAAGGGACCCUUCUCUGCUGACUUCACUGACAUUUCUGUGUAACCAAAAGAGAUCCUUGUCUCCCAGGGAAGGGAAGAGGGCCGGCAAAUAGAGUGAGACAUUCUCAGCUCAACUGCCCAGGUUAUCUGCCUUGUUCUUGAGUACCUAACACAGGAAGCAUGUGCUUUCUGUCAUGAUUGGAACUGCAUCUCGUACCAUUUAGUGAAAAUCAAUCCAAUUAUGAAUCCCUCAGCAUUGAAGAACUGCAAUGAAAUUAAGUGAACAGACUGAAGAUACAACACAGGAUAAAGUCCAAAGGUAGACCGACUGCAAUACUUACGGGAAUACAGUCUAUCAGAAAAGGAGGUAGGUACCCCAGUGCAGGCAUUCGGAUACAUGGGCAAUAUCUGAAAAUGU